Messenger RNA from Manihot esculenta (cassava), 459 nucleotides. RefSeq names its product secreted RxLR effector protein 161-like. NCBI's taxonomy places the organism in Eukaryota, Viridiplantae, Streptophyta, Magnoliopsida, Malpighiales, Euphorbiaceae. The transcript has a single exon. The coding region runs from base 1 to 459 and encodes 152 amino acids. The record is from RefSeq and is a predicted model, not a curated record.
AUGACAAAUUGCAAACCAUUAGCAACACCUAUGACGCAAAAUGAAAAGCUGACAAAGGAUGAUAAUCGAGAAAGGGCAAAUGAGACAACCUUUCGAAGCCUACUUGGAUCACUCAUCUAUCUCACAAAUACAAAGCCUGACAUAGUUCAUACUAUGAGUAUUGUAUCAAGGUACAUGAGCCAACCAAGCAAGGCAUAUUUCACGGCUGCCAAAAGGAUACUCCACUAUAUCAAAGAAACCAAGAGCUAUGGUAUUUUCUAUAAGUCCGAGGAAGCAUCAAAUCUCAUUAGUUAUAUAGACAGUUACUGGACAGAAAGCAUCGAUGAUAAGAAAAGCACAAGUGGAUAUGCAUUCUUCCUUGGAAUAAAGAUAAUCUCAUGGUCAUCAAGAAAGCAAAAGACAAUGGCAUUAUCGUCAGUUGGAGCCGAAUAUAUAGCAACUACAAGCGCUGUAUAUUAA